UUAUUUUAGAGGGCUUAGAGUUCUUAAAAUGGUAACCCCCAAAAAUUAUAUUUGGAUGUCGAUCCACCUUUUUUAUCCUCGAUAAGAUAAGAACAUUGUGAUUUUUAGUUAAUACUUUUUUUUAUUUCACAUAAAUAUCUUAUCGACGUAGCUUACUACAAAAUAAAGAUUAGGCUGAAGAUAAGCAUUUCCAUUUCAUUGGAACUUUCGCCAUUCAUCAGUCAGUUAUCAUCGUCAUACUGGAUAGGUUGUGCCAAAAAUUGUGAACAUGAACGAAACCAAACUAACAAACCUUAACUUUUAUUGCUUGUUUCUAAUAUUUGAUUACAUCAAGGGAAAUUGCAACGCCAAUAAUAUCAAGAUUAAUUACAAUGUUAAGCGUUAUUCAGAUCUGAUUUCUUUCGCUAUUAGCUGUAAAUACAUUUGCGAGGCUUUUAAAGAAUGGGAUUUCAAACUCUAUGAACAACUGAAUAUUGAUAAAACGUUCUUCAAACAAGUCACCUCGAUGGAGAUUUAUUUAGAAGAACUCUAUGAUCACAUGCGACUUCUUUCCGCGGCUCAGAGAAAACUAUUCUGGAAAGAGUAUCUCGGGGAAAUCAAAGGAAAUAAUGUGCUAGAAUCGGUAAAGAUCUUUUUUGAGCCAACUCAAUACUAUCCUGAACACUUGGAGGCGUUCGAUGACAUCAUUAAUGCCCUAAAACAUAAAGGCGUUCGUGAAUUUGUACUCAGUACAAAAGGUAAAUUUAAAUUCGAUAUAUCUCCGGAGUUUCGGAAUUUGGAAUCCUUGUGCGUGGACGCCGACAUGGAUGUCGACUUCCUAAUUGGAUUUUGUCAAUCGAAUCCCAACCUAACGCGUUUGAAACUAAGCCGAAGCGAACUGUAUAAUGGCCAGUUGGCAUACAUUGUGCCCCAUUGCGGCGAACUUAAAUAUCUGUCCUUUGUGAUGAAGCCCGGGAUUGAUGGAAGAGAGUAUGGCCCACUAGCAGCACUGCCUAAUCUCCUAGAGCUAACACUCCAUGGGCGACACCAAUGUGGAUCGUUGGUAUUUCUUUUCGAGUGCUUGAGGGGCUCCAAGAUCCGAAGGAUAUCCAUUCCGAACAUUCAUGUCACCAGGGAUGAGGCCUUUGCUCUCGGACAAAUACCAUUACUGGCCUCCCUUAGAUUAUGUUUUCUGGACCGAUCGAUUUACAAUGAAAUGUUCAUGCAAAACUAUGUCACCGAAAUUAUUGUGAUGAGCGAACCAAAAAAUUCUCAUAGAUCCGAGGGUGUAAAAUGGGCAGCAACCAUGCGCUGCAAUUUAUUGAAAACGGCAAGGGAGCCAGGAGUCAACUACUACAAUUAUGGGAAAAUAGCGACCAAAGAUACUCCAGAAUCUAGAGAAAUGUUUACAAAAAUAAAGGACUACGAAUUUUUACAGUCUCAUCGGUUAAGAAUAGAAGGGACGAGUAAGAUAAUUGACACUUUCAGAGAUUUGGACGAAAGAAUGAUCGUUGAGAAACUUGUGCUUAAUACGCUUCAGCCAAUAAGCCAGGAAGAAAUGGUAGUCCUCGGUUCGCUUUCAACCUUGACCACUAUACGAUGCUUUUUUUCGCAAAUGGAGAGUCUAAUAGCAGUUAAGCUACAACAGCUUGCGAACCCAGAAGCAAAGACCCAAAACCGAGUGGACCGAAUCACUACUGAAAAAUGCGAGGUUAGCUUGGUUCAUGGCCAGGACUCAGUAACUCUUGCUAUUUAUUUUAAAGGCAUUUUCAUGAAUACCGCCGUCUUUGCACCUCUUUUGAGGUUAAACAAUUUAAAAUGCCUUUCGCUUAAGGGGAGGUUGAUGUACAUUUCGUUCGAGCAACUCUUCAAAAAAAUAGCCAUUGACGAUGAAAUAAACUUGGAAGAACUAGAAGUGGCCUUUGUGGACGCCGGGGAACUGGAACAGCUCGUAAAAAUCCGAAGCUUAAAAGUGCUCAAGUGUGGUUUUCUGUGUUCCAGAAACAUUGAGAAAGUGGGUGAUUUAAAUCAACUCGAAUCCCUUACGAUUACCUUCCAUCCAGAAGGUUCACUAAUAAACCUUUUGAAGGCUUUUGCCUCAAAAGAAAUUCAAACACUUCGGCAUCUGACGGUUCAGCACACACCGGUAGUUUAUGAAGAGAUGGUCGAACUGACUAAAAUAAAGUCCCUGAGGAGUAUUCAGCUAGGAUUGAAGAGUGAAAACAGCUGGCUGAGACCGAAUCAUCAAACUAGGAAGAUAGAAGUCCUCUACUGCGUAAAGUGCUCUGCGCCCAAAUAUGAAUCGUCGAAAUUGAGACACCAUACCAUUUUCAAAAUGGUCACUUCGGCCCAACCAACUAAGCUUAAAGUAUUGACUGAGAUCUACCCAAGGACGGAAUUUUCUGUCCACUUUACAGAUUCCUGCUUGGAUCUUUUAGAGAACUUGCCAAACUUAGAGGAUCUGCGAAUAAAUUUCGAGCGCAGAGUCCCCGACAUGGAAAGAAUGUCAAGAUUGAAAAGUCUUCGAAGACUGUCUGUGGCAUCUCAGGACUUUAGGAACCUAUCCCAGCUGGAGUCAUUAGAGUGUGUUAUAUAUCAUAUGCAAGGCAUUGAAAAUGUAGCACUCCUCCAGAAUAUCUCAGAGCUACAGAUCCACAAUCCAACUGCGUUUGAAUUGUGGGAUCUUUUAAAGGAACUCGGUGCUUUAGUCAACAUGAAAUCAUUGCUUCUGGAUAACUGCGAUCUCAAUUUCCUAGAGCUUGUGGAAAUUACGAAGCUCAAUUGGAUAAAUCAUUUGCGUUUGGGUAUAGCUGACAAGAAGUUUAUUUUUAUGUUUUUACCAAGCAAUUUACCAAAUCUGACUGACUUAGAAAUCACCUCGACUGAAUGCGGAAAUUUAAUGUUUGUACAUGGAUACAUCGUAACAUCCAAGAUACUGAAGUCAUUGUCGUUGUAUCGCUAUUAUGGCAUAACAGUUGAUAUUGUCCAUGGAAUCCUAAUGGCUCUUAAAAUGAACAGGGAUCCGGAUCAGCAUCCACCAUUAAAAUUACGUGGAAUUUGGUGCGAUUUCGACAGAGUCAGCCAGAUACGAUCCUACGAUGAAGCCUAUUUGAAGCUGGAGCAAGUCACCGAUAGUGGAUACAAAAGCAGCGAAGAAUCCGAUGCGGACUCCGAUAAUGAGAUGUAAAAUUAUUUUUCCGCAAAAAAUCUUAAAGAAAAACUCACCUCA
Molecule: messenger RNA, 3208 nt
Organism: Drosophila ananassae
Lineage: Eukaryota; Metazoa; Arthropoda; Insecta; Diptera; Drosophilidae
Exons: 2
Coding region: 269-3166 (965 amino acids)
Biological process (GO): protein folding
Molecular function (GO): alpha-tubulin binding
Source: RefSeq, a predicted model, not a curated record